Messenger RNA from Colletes gigas, 2662 nucleotides. RefSeq names its product inositol polyphosphate 5-phosphatase K-like. NCBI's taxonomy places the organism in Eukaryota, Metazoa, Arthropoda, Insecta, Hymenoptera, Colletidae. Gene Ontology annotation, biological process: phosphatidylinositol dephosphorylation. The coding region runs from base 350 to 1645 and encodes 431 amino acids. The record is from RefSeq and is a predicted model, not a curated record. The transcript has 9 exons. Gene Ontology annotation, cellular component: ruffle; cytoplasm; plasma membrane. Gene Ontology annotation, molecular function: phosphatidylinositol-4,5-bisphosphate 5-phosphatase activity.
UUCUUUGACGUCACGUGGCGAAAUUAGAUGGUGGGGAAGAUAGAAUUUCUCAUCAGCUGUGUAUAAUAUGGUUCUUUGAAUGGCUGCUCUAAUGCACGGUAAAACGAAAAAUCUUGUAGUUUCUGUAAAACGUCUAGUCGAUCGUUCACAAAUAAUCCUUCAAUGAAAGUUUACAACCAUCAAAUCAUCCAGCCACGCGUUGGCAUUAUAAAUAAUAUCUCUUAACCUAAAAAAUGUAUUUGCAAACAUUCUGCACAGUCACCGUAGUAUAAACUGACCUCAAAUACUAAUAUAGACGCGUAAAUUUUUGGUGAAAUCGUUUUACUAGAAACACGACAGUGCAUUAGAAAUGGCGGACAAAUUGGAACAUCUCAGGAUCUAUUUCGUCACAUGGAAUGUGGCAACUAAACAUCCGGAGCAAAAUUUACACCAACUUGUUGAUCUCACUCACAGUACUUCGUCAAGAACAUUGCCAGAUUUCUAUUUUAUCGGAUUACAGGAAGUGAAAGCCCAGCCACAGAAUAUGGUAUUAGAAAUGUUCUUUGAAGAUCCAUGGACUAAAUCUUUUAGGGAAAUAUUGAAGAAAUAUGACUAUGUAAAAAUACGUUCACAGCGUUUACAAGGACUUGUUUUAAAUGGUUUUUGCUUGCGAAAACACAUUCAGCACUUAAGAUUGAUCGAAGCUCAGUAUACAAGAACAGGGUUCAAAGGCAUGUGGGGUAACAAAGGAGCAGUUAGCAUAAGAUUAAAUAUAUACGGUGUCAGUAUGUGUAUUGUAAACACGCACUUAACACCUCACGAUCAUUUACUGACAGAUAGAAUUACGGAUUACAAUACGAUACUCACGAAUCAUAGCUUUACUUGUGCAGAUACUUCGAAAAUAUUAUACCAUGACUAUGUAUUUUGGAUUGGGGACUUAAAUUUUCGACUGAACGGAGAGAAUCUAACCGCUACAGAUAUCGAUGUAUUGGUUAAAAAGAAUGAACUAAAAUGCUUGUUGGAGAAAGAUCAGUUGAAAAUGGUGAUGCAAAAUGGCGAUGCUUUUGCCGAGUUAGAUGAAAGUGCUAUUACAUUUCCUCCAACUUACAAAUACGAAUUUGCUUCGCAGGAAUUUGAUCUCAAGCGUAGACCUUCUUGGACUGAUAGAAUUUUGUACAAAGUGAAUGCAGAUGUUUAUGAUGAUGUUAAGCUUAGUGCUAUCCAGCGUAAUUACAAAAGUCAUUCCAAUUAUAUACAAUCAGACCAUAAACCCGUCACAGGAGAAUUUGAUAUCAUUGUUAGGUCUGGAGUAGAAGAUCAUGGUAUAGAGUUCCAACCCAUAUCAGAAUGGUUCAUAGGCGAAGAAAAUUCUGUGUCAUACAAAUUAUUGGGAGAUGCUAGACCCUCUAGUGGUGAUUGGAUAGGCCUCUUCCAUAAUGAAUUUUCCAGCUUGGAUGAAUAUAUUGUCUAUGAGUAUGUAAGUCAAGGCCAAACGUUUCCAACUUCUUUCGAGCCUAACGCGAUCACGGAACGAAUUUACUUCAGCGGCCCGGCUCUUCGUUCACCAGGAAUAUAUCGCUUGGUCUAUGUUGCUCAACGACAAGAGAAUCUGAUUGGAAUUCUAGGCGUUAGUCCACCAUUUCCAGGUCAUCACAGACCUACUUGAUAAAUACAAUUUAACUCUAUAGUAUAAACGCAAUAGAUUGUUUAUUAUGUUACUGAUAGGCCGAAUAUACUUGCGAUAUGUGCGUGUUUAGUUGUGAAAUUCACGUGGGUUGAUACACUUCUGUCGAGUUGCUCUAAAUUAUUAUUCACGCUUACAGUAGGGUUUACUUUUAUAUUUUUUAAAAAGUGUAUUGAACGAUUUUAAUGUUCAAAAUAAUUACAACGCACUAGGGGAAGUAAAAUAGUACAUAUUUAUGUACUUAUAUACAAUAUAUCAUACAUCAGAGGACCAUAAAGAGAUUAAGUGCGAUGCUAUUUUACAGUAUGACAAGUUACCACGAUUGGACAAAGUGAAUUAUGCAAAUUACGCAUUAAGACUUUUUAGAAUUGUAACUUCAGUUAAAGUAAGAAUUACAGUUGCUACUGUAUCUUUCAGUAAAUGACGUACAUUUUCUAAAAUAGUUCGUUUCUUUAAACUAUUGACAUAUUAAAAUGAAUGUUUUAAUUUAUUUAUUUUUUCUAAUAUACGAACGAACAAACUUCUUCAUAUAUAUGGGUUUUUAUAAAACUGACAACAUUCCUGAAUUCUGACAAUACAAUAUCUACUGAAGAAUACAGUAAAAUUUUAAUGAAAUAGAACAAACAAACUCAUACACAAAUGUUAUCUAACGAUCGGUUUCUUUAUGAGUGUUUGAAAGUUACAUUUAGUACCUGGUUUUUCUUGUCGGGCUAUUGCCCAAAGACGCUAGUGAUUAAGUUUUUCCUUUUUUUUUUUUUAGAGAGAGUUUAUUAGAUAGUGUUAACACGAUUUUAUGCACCUUGCGUAUGAGGGCAUUCGUAGAUAAAAAUUGACUGUUGGUUUAAAAACCUUCCAAUUGGAUUGACAGAUAGUUGCGGCGGUUUGAUUGUACAAAUCUGCGAUUAUUUUAUUUGUAUAGCGCAAAUAAAAACGCAAGAAAAUUGAACAAAUAUAUAUUGUGGUAUAAAAGGGUAUGCAAAUAAAAAAUAAUAUUUUUUA